Penicillium argentinense is the source of this 1752-nucleotide messenger RNA. Its product is annotated as acid phosphatase DET1. Gene Ontology annotation, molecular function: phosphatase activity. Lineage: Eukaryota; Fungi; Ascomycota; Eurotiomycetes; Eurotiales; Aspergillaceae. The coding region runs from base 1 to 1752 and encodes 583 amino acids. The transcript has 2 exons. The record is from RefSeq and is a predicted model, not a curated record.
AUGGGGAAACCCCGAAUGAUUAUCCUCGUUCGCCAUGCGCAGUCCGAGGGAAACAAAAACCGUGAUAUCCAUCAGACAACUCCCGACCACCGAGUCAAACUCACUCCCGAGGGGCACCGCCAGGCACAGGAAGCAGGCCGGCGGCUGCGUGAUCUCCUACGUCCCGAUGAUACCCUUCACUUCUUUACAUCUCCAUACCGCCGAACCAGAGAGACUACCGAAGGUAUUCUGGAAUCCUUGACCGCAGACACGCCCUCCCCGUCUCCAUUUCCCCGACACACUAUCAAGGUCUACGAGGAGCCCCGGCUGCGAGAACAAGAUUUUGGGAACUUCCAACCAUGCUCGACGGAAAUGGAACGUAUGUGGAUGGAGCGUGCAGACUACGGCCACUUCUUCUACCGUAUUCCGAAUGGCGAGUCCGCUGCAGAUGCGUAUGACCGAGUGAGUGGGUUCAAUGAAUCCCUGUGGCGACUGUUUGGCGAGGAGGACUUUGCCAAUGUUUGCGUCUUGGUCACCCAUGGUCUCAUGACCCGCGUCUUUCUAAUGAAGUGGUAUCACUGGAGCGUGGAGUACUUCGAGGACCUGCGCAAUAUCAACCACUGCGAGUUCGUGAUCAUGACCCACAACCCAGACAACAACAAGUAUACUCUGCAGAACAAACUGCGUACCUGGUCCGACUUGAAGAAAGAAAGAGAUCAAGAGAAAUACCAGGAGCGAGAAGCAAAGGGACUCGACCCUACUGCUAUCACGCCCACCGAUCAUGUUCCUAUUCGAAGAAAAUGGGGCGGCUGUCCAGAUGGAUGUACUCAUGGACUGUCUUCUGGGGCUAAACAAUCCCUACGAGCACAGCUAUUGAGCUCCAUCCGCAAUGAAACCAGUGUUGGCCAAAACAGACAAGUGGAGGACAAUUCUCGCAACACUGACAAGACUGACCAGCCCUCAUCAGGCUCGCUCACAUCACCGGCGAAACAGAACAAAAGCUUCGAUAGCUCUUUCACUUUCCCUCAAAAUAAUGGGUCUCACCACGAUACUUCCAACCCCGGUCAGCCUGGUGAAGACGAAACCGCCGAUAAUAACAAACCUCGCCACCCCAACACCGAAACCAAGGCCAAUGGCUCUUCUCGGCCAACGAGGCCAACUCUUUACGGCUUCAAUCGUGACAGUGAAGACUAUCUCCUCCACCCACCCGCUACAUCAUCGUCGACAGCCUGUCUGAAGCUGGCCCUUCUCCACCUCGGCGGGCGUGAUGGAGGCGGCUCCAUGAGCGGCGCGAACAGCCUCGCCCCAUCGGAUGAUGAAGGCUCCGAUACUGAGCAUCACGCCCCACGGGGAGCUAUUCAUAGACCGGCACAUUCCCAUUUGAACCCUCGGUCAGCAGCACAAACAUCCCAAGACCUCUCCGAUGACGGGGAUGAUGAACUCAGCGCCAAUCCAACAGAAGAUACAAGAAAAUCCCGUCCGCAUGUACACCAUCAUCAUCACCAUCAUCAUCCGCAUUCACAUCCGCAUUCUCAUAUACAUGUCCAUCACACGCACCGCCGACAAACCUCAUCAACGGCCUCCCAGCCACAAUAUCGAAUGGCCAAUAUCCUCGGCGACGGUGAUGACAUGUCCACAAACUCGCAAUCGGAGCCAUCGCUAGAAAAUGAGAUACAACAGGAUGCAUACAAGCAGCACAACGAACAGAACGAAAAGCUCUCGUUAGAGGCACAGCAGAUAGAGGAUCAGAGUAUACGGGGAAGCGUGUACUAG